Molecule: messenger RNA, 2191 nt
Organism: Daldinia caldariorum
Lineage: Eukaryota; Fungi; Ascomycota; Sordariomycetes; Xylariales; Hypoxylaceae
Exons: 1
Coding region: 182-1501 (439 amino acids)
Source: RefSeq, a predicted model, not a curated record
ACAACCUUCUCUCACUUAGACUCCAACAUCCACCAUCACAUUUUCCUUGACGACUUUUUGACUCGAAAUUGUUCUAAUGUGGUAAAUUACCGCCAUAGACUUAUUAGGAAUUUCUUUUUUUCUCUCAACUUCCUUUUUACUUAAGCAUUCACUGUGUCAAGGUGUGCGUGCGUCCAUCAUCAUGGAACAUCUAGUCACAGGUUUCGUGCGUAUAUGUCGCGGGAUUGACAAUGCAGAGGAUCUAUCCAGGCUCAUCUCGGAGGUCAUUAGGCAGCCACAGCCCAACGAUGUUCCAGCACAAGCAAGACUAUGCAUCCUUGACUUCCCGGACUUGGAAACGCUGGAGGCAAACAUCUCCAAGUCUUCAUCUCUCUCCCGGGCAGAUCUCAUCAAGCGGGCCGCAGAAAGUCCCCGACAGCUCUCGGGAUCGGAGCUCGACGUUCUGCGCCAGCGCUACUGGCUUGACAUCGGCUUCCCUGAGCUGCGAGCCCGCACCACCGCCUCCGAGACUCUGGAGGCCGUGUCCGCAGAGCACUUGCGGCAAGUCACGGAGCAGCUUGAAGCGAUCAGAGCGCUGCUUUACGAAGAAGACGAGAAGAAGGCGAUCGACAAUGCUCUAGAGGAGACGGUCAGACGGUACAACGAGGCACACAGAUUGAGAAUAGACCAGGAGGAAAACGCCAUCUUCAACAGCCCUCACGUCCAACCCUGGGUGAAACGUCUCUUUGCCGAAAACAAGGAGGAGGAGGUGUGGGGCUUUGCCGUAUUCGUGGACCCGGAGGCUGGCGGCUCCCAGAAACGCAUGGAAGACUACGAGUCUCGGGCAGAUGGUGCACUCUAUCACGCCCGGUCUGCAGUCGGCAUUGGAACUCCAGUAAGAAUGGUGUGGCAUCUGCAGAGGCUAGAUUGGCCGCUGCCUAUCGCUGAUGUUGGUGAAAGCGCAGGAGGCGACGAGGAGGGAAAUGUGGACCGAGAGCCUGAUGUCGGGGGGAGCGACACAGCUCAGCGUGACGAUCAAGUUCGAGAUGCCAAGUUUCAACGACUUCGGCAGCACUUUCUCUCGGUCCGCGAUAGACCACCUAAGAGGAUGAGAGCCCACGAUCACACGAGGGCGCUCGACAGCGGCGGUCUUGGUGCCGGGAUAUUGCGCAACGCCUUUUUGGUCAUUGACCAAGCUGCUGUUAAUUCGUUGCUGCACACUGGGCUGGUGGAUGAGGCAUGGGUUUGGGCUGUGGAUCCCGACUAUCACGAUCUGCAUUCUGCCAAAGAAGAUGGUACAAAGGUUGAGAAAUGCAGGGGUUAUUUCAGAGUGCGGCUGCAGCAACUUGUCAAUAACUUCUUCGACGCGCGACGCUUUCAUGAACACGAAUAUACCAUGGAACAAUUAGAGGGCAUGGCUCAAAAGAGCAGGAACCAGGCAUUUGUCUCACUAAAAGAAGCCGAAUAUGGCCGCUUUAAAGUGGAUAGGUUUAUAGGCAGUUGUCUAAGGCUUAAUGAAUAAGCAAAUCCAGGCUACACACUUGCGGCUACACGACUGCAAUCGAAACAGCAGAUUACUGCACAGAUUCUCACCCCUACUCACAAUUGUCGCCGGAGGGCGAACGCCCUAUUCGAACUCGGUAUCUCUAUGUUACUGAGGAUUAAGGGCUUUACGGAGAUUCCCCUAUCGGACUAGAUCAGUGCUGUCAAUCUUUAUGCGGAAUGCGAUGGGCAGCGGUUAGGUUUUAGAGUACCAACGAGGUAUCCGGUCAAGGGCUACGACUUGGGGGACUCGACCCUGUGCGCUCGAUAGAGCUGGUUGAGGCGUACCUAUGGGCUACGAUAGGAGUCGGGUCGGGCUGCGUCGAUACUGGCGAUUCCAGCAAGGGGCAUCAGUUAGAGCGGGUGGGUUGUGGUAUGGGAUUUGGGUGCUUAAUUCAGUUUGAGAGGUAUCUUUAAACUGAUAUCUGGACUAAAUGAGGUUUCUGAAAAGGGGGUGAACUGUACUGGAGCGGCCCUGGUAGUAUCACUGCCGCUUGGGCAAUCCAACUCGCAAACGGGAUACAAAGUUAACUUUGGUAAAAGAGGUCGAAGUCAGUUAGAUGGAUAUCGGAGGGAUUACGCUACGUGGAGGGUGGCCUUGACGUGGAUAGCCUAAUAAAGCCGAUGCGGGCCAGGUAUCGUCGAUAUUCGUGUCGAGGUAGCCGGCUCU